AUGAAAGACACAUCGAUAGUCCUCCGUGUGGUGCUUGAAGGAAUUCUAGUGAUUGGACCUAAUCCUGUAAAGAUUGUUGAUUCUUCCGAGACUUUUUUGCAACUAUUCAACAGGGUCAUCAGAGAUUCUCGUCCGUAUAGCAUCGUGAAAAUUUUGGCACGUCAAAGUUCAUCGCACAAUUGGUAUCCGGUAAAAGAGCCUUUCUGGGAUUUCUUGCAGCAUCCUUAUUGGAGACCCGUAUUCACUGUAUGGAUUCAUCUCAUACAAACCGGUCGACGCGAAAUCUGUUUUACUAUCUCAAGAUCUAAAUCGGCGGACGAAAAUGAAGACGGUUCAAAGAAAGUCAUCGAAAACAUAUUGAAUCAAAAAUUUGUUUAUCUAGAAAACGCAAUGAACAAGAAGGGACCCUAUAUCAAGGUCAACAGUGUCGGGGGACAAAAAAGAGUUGCAAAAGAUUUGAGAAAGGAGAGACAGAAUAAGCGAAUCGGGUAUAGUGAGAGGAUGGGAUGUUCCAUAAAUCAAGCAGUAGUCAAAGAGAAUGAUGACGUGGAAAAGGUUCACCACAUAUGGUAUGGCGAUUUAAGACUCG
This is a messenger RNA of Acaulospora morrowiae, 589 nucleotides long. The record is from the annotation of a GenBank genome assembly. NCBI's taxonomy places the organism in Eukaryota, Fungi, Glomeromycota, Glomeromycetes, Diversisporales, Acaulosporaceae.